Molecule: messenger RNA, 1657 nt
Organism: Phragmites australis (common reed)
Lineage: Eukaryota; Viridiplantae; Streptophyta; Magnoliopsida; Poales; Poaceae
Product: flavonol 3-O-glucosyltransferase UGT89B1-like
Exons: 1
Coding region: 194-1621 (475 amino acids)
Molecular function (GO): UDP-glycosyltransferase activity
Source: RefSeq, a predicted model, not a curated record
ACUGACAUGCAGGCUCGGUGACAUUGGCUAUGUCUUCCGGUAGGACAGCAAAUAGGAGUACGCCAUCCAAGAGCAGUGGCAAAUAGUCAAUUGCCCCAAUUUUUAAAAAAUGAAACCGAUUUCCAUCAUCUAGUCCCACGCGCUCGGAAGCAGCCACCCAACCGACACCACCGCGCGCAGACCUCUUUCAGCCAUGGAGACGGCACCCGCACCAACCCCCGCGCCGCACGUCCUCGUCGUCCCGUUCCCCGCGCAGGGCCACGUGCUGCCGCUGCUCGACCUCGCCGCCCCUCUCGCCGCUCGCGGUCUCCGCCUCACCGUCGUCACCACGCCCGCCAACCUCCCGCUCCUUUCCCCCCUCCUCGACGCGCACCCCGCCGCCGUCCGCGCCCUCACCCUCCCGUUCCCCUACCACCCGUCCCUUCCCCAGGGCCUCGAGAGCACCAAGGGCUGCGGCCCCGGAUACUUCCCCGUCUUCAUCCACGCGUUCGCCGCGCUCCGUGGACCGAUCCUCGCGUGGGCCAGGUCCCAGUCUGACCCCGUCGUUGCCGUCAUCGCCGACUUCUUCUGCGGAUGGGCGCAGCCACUCGCCGCCGAUCUCGGCGUAGCGGGAAUCGUGUUUUCGCCGUCCGGCAUCGUCGGCACCGCCGUCCCUCAUUCGCUCUUCCGACGCCUGGUCAGGCGACCCGCGGAGAGCGACGACGAGUUUAGCGUCGUCACGUUCCCGGCAAUUCCAGGCAUGCCGGCUUACCAGUGGAGAGAGCUAUCCAUGACGUACAGGAACUACAUGGAAGGCGGCCUGGAAGAGCAGGUCCGCGAGUCGGUGAGGCAAAACUUCCUCUGGAACCUGGAGAGCUGGGGGUUCGUGUCCAACACGGUCCGGGCGCUCGAGGGGAGGUACCUGGACACGCCGCUCGAGGACCUGGGGUUCAGGCGCGUCUGGGCGGUCGGCCCUGUGGCACCGGAGACGGACGCCGCCGGUGCGCGCGGCGGGGAGGCGGCUGUCGCGGCCGCCAAUCUCAGCGCGUGGCUGGACGCCUUCGCGGAAGGCUCGGUCGUGUACGUGUGCUUCGGGAGCCAGGCGGUGCUGACCCCGGCCGUGGCGGCGGCACUGGCCGAGGCACUGGAGCGGAGCGCCGUGCCGUUCGUGUGGGUCGUGGGCACUGGGAGCGGCGGCGUGAUCCCUGAAGGGUUCGAGGAGCGCGCGGCGGCCGCGAGGCGCGGGAUGGUGGUGCGCGGGUGGGCGCCGCAGGUGGCGGCGCUGCGGCACGCCGCGAUGGGGUGGUUCAUGACGCACUGCGGGUGGAACUCGGUGCUGGAGGCGGCCACCGCGGGGGUGCCAAUGCUGGCGUGGCCGAUGACGGCCGACCAGUUCGUGAACGCGCGACUGCUCGUCGACGAGGCGCGUGUCGCGGUGCGCGCGUGCGCGGGUGGCGUCGGCGUCGCCCCGGACGCGGGCGAGCUCGCCGCCGUGUUGGCCGACGCGGUCGGGGAGAAGGGCCGCGGCGUGAGGGCGUGCGCCAAGGAGCUCGCGGCCGAGGCGGCGCGCGCGGUGAAGGAAGGCGGGAGCUCGUACGCUGAUUUGGAGGGGUUGGUGCAAGAGAUUCGGAGGCUUCGUUGAAUUCAGGCGGCUCGUCUCGAUUGAACUAUGCUCGUG